Molecule: messenger RNA, 804 nt
Organism: Penicillium subrubescens
Lineage: Eukaryota; Fungi; Ascomycota; Eurotiomycetes; Eurotiales; Aspergillaceae
Product: BTB/POZ domain-containing protein
Exons: 3
Coding region: 1-804 (267 amino acids)
Molecular function (GO): protein binding
Source: RefSeq, a predicted model, not a curated record
AUGUCCGAACUCCAGGAGGUAAUGCGAGACUUACUUCUGCGAGGAAUUACUUUCCAAGUUCACCAAGCUAUUGUUUGUACCCAGUCAAGCUAUUUCUAUAGUGCGAUGGGUGAUGGUUCCAAGGAAUCCACCGAGAAAGUUAUCAAUAUCCUGGAUGACACCCCAGAGACUAUUGAGCGUGUCCUGUCCUUCCUCUAUCUUAAAGAUUACAGUGAGGAUGGACCCAUACUUCAAUAUCGACCCAUCCCAGAACUUACCAACAAUGAGUCUCAUCUGUAUUCCAGAGAAAAAGCCAGAAAUACCGAGCCAGAAAAUACCGAGCUAAGAAAUCAAUCUGCUUUCACCAAUAUCGAAGUAUUUAUCGCAGCUGAUAAAUACGGAAUUAUCCCAUUGAAGACUCUGGCUACCUUGAAGUUCUCUCGAUGGGCGAAUACAAGCUGCGGCUCUCCAGUGUUCGACGAAGUGAUCGAAAAGGUCAUGACGUCAGUACCGUCACAUGAACCAACUCUUCAGGAAGUUAUUGCCGACGUCUUCUGCAGGCAUAUCCUUGACCUUAUCGAAGACCCAGAGAUAGUUCAUACUUUAGAUUCUUUUGGAUAUCUUGGGUCCUUGGUUAUUGCGAGAUUAGUCGGCACCGGGAUGGUGAAACGGCCCAACGAAUCCGACAUAUUUCAGGGGCUAGUCCAAAAGAUAAAUUCUAGCCGUCGCUGUCGGCAUUGUUUGAAGGAUUUUAAUGUGAGUAUUAAAGGCGCAGAGUAUUUGUAUGAGGUGUUCCGCUGUGCUUCUUGCAAUACACGAAAUUGA